Molecule: messenger RNA, 642 nt
Organism: Lachancea mirantina
Lineage: Eukaryota; Fungi; Ascomycota; Saccharomycetes; Saccharomycetales; Saccharomycetaceae
Source: the annotation of a GenBank genome assembly
AUGCGAUUCAUUAAACUGGCAUUAGUUGGCUUAGCAAGCUUUAUUUUCGACCUCUGCAGAGGUGAAGAAGAGGCUGGGUUGCCUCAAAUACAAUUCAAUCUCAGUUAUGCAAUCCCUGAUAAACAGCCUGUAGGCUCUGCCGGUGGAUUUCUGGAAUUUGACCCGUAUGAAAAUUUAACCUUGUUUUACUCCUUAGCAAACCAUGAGGAGUCAGAUAUUGAGGUCGUGGGUAUGGGGGGCGAGGUUCUCGAUUUGACUUCAGGAGAAGUAGUUGCUAAUGUCAGCAUUGCUCGUAUUGGGCCAUUAGAAAUUUUGACAAACCACACAGAGAACUUCGAGCAAGUCGUAAAUUUGGUUCUCAACGAGGGAGAGUACUUCCUGUCUCCCCAUAUCUUUGUCAACAAGCUAGGGGAGACAAUGAAGGUUGUCGCUAAUCCUACUUUGAUCCGAAUUUUACCUCCAACAAUGUCAUUCUUUGACCCCAAAUUUUUGUUUAUUCAAAUCAUUUUAUUCGGUCUACUUGUAGCGUACUGUUACUGGGGCGCUGCGACUGGUCUAACUAAGGCAAAGAAUAAAAGUAGAAGAUCAGAAAAGCAUGCAAAAAAGAUUGAAAGUUCAUGGCUACCAGACAACCACCGGUAG